Molecule: messenger RNA, 4348 nt
Organism: Dermochelys coriacea (leatherback sea turtle)
Lineage: Eukaryota; Metazoa; Chordata; Testudines; Dermochelyidae
Gene: KIF2A
Product: kinesin family member 2A
Exons: 21
Coding region: 424-2658 (744 amino acids)
Biological process (GO): microtubule-based movement
Molecular function (GO): microtubule binding; ATP binding; microtubule motor activity
Source: RefSeq, a predicted model, not a curated record
GAACAGGGCGGCGGUACCAGGAGCGGCUGGGGGCUCAGCCGGGGCAGCGGCAUCAAACCGGCGGGGCGGGUGCCAGAGGCGCUUUGCCGUCGGCAGGGCCAUGGCCGCGCUCACCGCCACAUCCCCGCGAGCGCUCCCGGGCAGAGCUCCCGAGGGGACCGGGCCGAGCGCCCUCUCCUGCUGGGGGAGGAGGCGGCAGGCGGAGGCCAAGCCGGAGGCGCCACCUUCCCCUCCCACCCCUUAAGCCGGUCCCGCCGAGUGACGCCUCCGUGCAGUGCGCAGGCGCAGUGGCUCCCGGCGCCUGUUGUAUCCGGCCGGCGCCUUUUCUCCCCUCCCCCGGAGCCGCUGCCGCUGCCCUGUGCCCUCCCCGCCCCUUGCGCGUCCGCCCGGCAGCGCCUCGGACCCCGGCUGCCCCAUGAAGCGAUGGCAGCGGCCAACUUCGGCAAGAUCCAGAUCGGGAUCUAUGUGGAGAUCAAGCGCAGCGAUGGUCGAAUACAUCAAGCUAUGGUAACAUCUCUCAAUGAAGAUAAUGAAAGUGUUACUGUUGAAUGGAUUGAAAAUGGAGACACUAAAGGCAAAGAGAUUGACUUGGAGAGUAUAUUCUCACUUAACCCAGAUCUUGCACCUGAUGAAGAUAUUGAACCCAGCCCAGAGACUCCACCACCUCCCACUCCUUCAGCCAAAGUAAACAAAAUUGUGAAGAAUCGACGGACUGUGGCUCCUGUUAAGAAUGAAACUCCUGCCAGAGACAACAGAGCGGUUGGUUCUGCACGUGCACGACCUACUCAACUUCCUGAACAGUCUUCCUCUACACAACAGAAUGGUAGUGUUUCAGAUAUAUCUCCAGUUCAAGCUGCAAAAAAGGAAUUUGGACCCCCUUCACGUAGAAAAUCUAAUUGUGUGAAAGAGGUUGAAAAAUUGCAAGAGAAACGUGAGAAAAGAAGGCUACAGCAGCAGGAACUUAGAGAAAAAAGAGCUCAGGAUGUUGAUGCUACAAACCCAAAUUAUGAAAUUAUGUGUAUGAUAAGAGACUUCAGGGGAAGUUUGGAUUAUAGACCAUUGACAACAGCCGAUCCUAUUGAUGAGCACAGGAUAUGCGUUUGUGUAAGAAAACGGCCGCUCAAUAAAAAAGAAACUGUAAUGAAAGACCUUGAUGUAAUCACAAUUCCUAGUAAAGAUGUUGUGAUGGUACAUGAACCAAAACAAAAGGUGGAUUUAACAAGGUUCCUAGAAAACCAAACUUUUCGCUUUGACUAUGCCUUUGAUGACACUGCUCCUAAUGAAAUGGUUUACAGGUUUACAGCUCGACCAUUAGUGGAGACCAUAUUUGAAAGAGGAAUGGCCACAUGUUUUGCAUAUGGGCAAACAGGCAGUGGAAAAACCCAUACUAUGGGUGGUGACUUUUCAGGAAAGAACCAAGAUUGUUCUAAAGGAAUUUAUGCACUUGCAGCUCGAGAUGUCUUUUUAAUGCUAAAGAAGCCAAACUAUAAGAAGUUAGAACUUCAAGUAUAUGCAACAUUUUUUGAGAUUUACAGUGGGAAGGUUUUUGACUUGUUGAACAGGAAGACCAAAUUAAGGGUGCUGGAGGAUGGUAAACAGCAGGUCCAAGUGGUGGGAUUACAGGAACGGGAGGUUAAAUGUGUUGAAGAUGUACUCAAGCUUAUUGAAAUAGGCAACAGCUGCAGAACAUCUGGUCAGACAUCUGCAAAUGCACACUCAUCUCGGAGCCAUGCAGUAUUUCAGAUUAUUCUCAGAAGAAAAGGGAAACUGCAUGGUAAAUUUUCUCUGAUUGAUUUGGCUGGAAAUGAAAGAGGAGCAGAUACUUCCAGUGCAGAUAGGCAAACACGAUUGGAAGGUGCUGAAAUUAACAAGAGCCUUUUAGCACUCAAGGAGUGCAUUAGAGCCUUAGGCCGAAAUAAACCUCAUACUCCAUUCAGAGCAAGCAAACUUACUCAGGUGCUAAGAGAUUCAUUCAUAGGAGAAAACUCCCGUACCUGUAUGAUUGCUACUAUCUCUCCAGGGAUGGCAUCCUGUGAAAACACUCUAAAUACACUGAGAUAUGCAAAUAGAGUAAAGGAAUUUGGAAUUAGUCCUUCGGACAUUCCCUUCUCACAGAGUAGUGGCAGUCGCUCUGAUCUCUCUCCUUCCUAUGAGUAUGACGACUUUUCUCCUUCGAUCACCAGGGUGAAGGAACUGACAGUUGAUCCUAGUGCGGCAGGAGAUAUCCGUCCAAUUAUACACCAUGCUCCAAAUCAAAUUGAUGAUUUAGAGACACAGUGGGGUGUAGGGAGUUCACCUCAGAGAGAUGAUCUGAAACUUCUUUGUGAACAAAAUGAGGAAGAAGUUUCUCCACAGUUGUUUACUUUCCAUGAAGCUGUGUCACAAAUGGUAGAAAUGGAAGAGCAAGUAGUAGAAGACCACAGGGCUGUCUUCCAGGAAUCUAUUCGAUGGUUGGAAGAUGAAAAAGCUCUUCUAGAGAUGACUGAAGAAGUAGAUUAUGAUGUGGAUUCUUAUGCUACACAACUUGAAGCAAUCCUAGAACAAAAAAUUGACAUUCUGACUGAACUCCGAGAUAAAGUGAAAUCUUUCCGGGCAGCUCUACAAGAGGAGGAACAGGCCAGUAAACAGAUCAAUCCGAAGAGACCACGUGCCCUUUGAAAUGGGCCUCUGCUGCUAAUGGAUCCCCCGAACCCUUACUGCUGUAACGUACAGUUGUUAUGAGACGGUGGCUGUAAGAACUCAACUACUUGAAAGCGUAAAAACUUUUGAAGUGUCUGUGGAAAUGUCCAGUUUCUCCUUCACCUGAAUGACGUUUUCAGUUUUUUGUGUGAAACACUUCAAUGAUGUCUUCAGAAUGCUUCUAGACCAGACAGCACAGCACAACCAUGCAGGAUUCAGAGCUGUGAAGCACUUUGUUUAAAAUGUUUCAUUUAUUCAAAUUGUGAAUUUUAUGUUUUGGAAAUUUUGCCAUUUUUUUUAAUAAUGAAGUAAAACUGUGGACUUUAAAAACUUCACUAUUUCCUUUUAACUAUGUUCAAUUUUGUUUCAAAGACCAGCUGUGCAGUUUUAAAUUGUGUUUGCGUGCAUGCACACCUCAUCAGUGAUUGUAUAUAACUUCUCUUCUAGAGACAGCUGUGCUAACCUCUUCCCAUUCUGUGCCUUGAUGAAGGCGACUUGACCCUAAAUGUCCUUUCUGAAGCACAGCCUUAAUAAAUGACAUUCCUUAUUUGUCAAUGUAAGUUACUUUUAUUGUGUGUACAUCUUUAAAGUGUGUGAGGGUUUUUUUUUUUUUUUUGGUGACUUGUUCAUUUCACAGGAUGUACCAUAUCAUUGAACAGGAACUAAAAGAGCUGUUAGAGUGGCCAAACAGCUGGACAUUCCAUCCUUGUAGAAAUCUGGGAAUCAUGAUUUAUUUGACUACCAUAAAAAAUGGUUAUAUAAUGCUAACAUUUUCUUUGUAAAGAACAAUAUAAAUUAGUUGAUGUAUAAUAAAAGGUUAACAUGGAGGAGAGCUGUAUGUUAGAAUAAUACAGAGAUACAGUAUGUGUAUAAGUGUGAUAAAUGCUGUCUAGAAUAAAGGUGCAAUCUGAUCUCUAUGUAUGGGUAGGAGGACUAUAAAAGUUCAGGGAUCCAGUGAAUAGCAUAAACAAAACACCUUUUCACAUACUAUUAAAAAUUUGGCUUCUGAUGCAUGAGAACUUACAUGUGCAUUAACCGUAGUUUGCAGAUAGUUUGUAUGGAGUAGUACUGUUGCUUUAAAGAAAGUAGCUAAUGCAUAUUUUUCCCUUUGUACAGUGCCAGCAGCUGAAAAGUGGGGUGAAGCUUUAUCAUUUGGGAUUUGCAUAAUAGGCUGCACAAACUCUACAUAAUGCUAUACAAAUCCCACAGGUACCUGAAGUCUCACAAAUAGCACCAUACACGUCCAGCACUUUUUAGGUGGUGGCACUUGAGUUAUUUUUGCAAGUCAGUGUCGAAAAGAAAAAAAAACAAAACCUUUUAUGUAAGAACUUUUUGUCAAACAACCGUAGCCCUCUCAGAGUUCUCCCUGUUUCCAGGACAGAUUCCAGGAGUUAAUAUCAUCAGACCCUAGGAAUGGUUUUAAACUUGGUUUUUGGAACACAAUCCCAUUUAUGCUGGGACUGAAAGGAAAUAAAGGGAAGGCAAUGAAAAGAGAGCUAAAUGAGCCAGAGAUUCUCAGUAUUUAAUGUUUGUAACUCCCAUAGGAAGGUAGGCUACGGGAGACCCUUGUUGCAUCAUGGUAAAAAGCUCCUAUCUGUAAACAUGAAAGCUGAAAAAGCAAUGUAGAUUUUACACAAUGUGUUUAAUAAAUUAAACAAUGAAACAUCAA